Molecule: messenger RNA, 1458 nt
Organism: Hirsutella rhossiliensis
Lineage: Eukaryota; Fungi; Ascomycota; Sordariomycetes; Hypocreales; Ophiocordycipitaceae
Product: amino acid permease domain-containing protein
Exons: 4
Coding region: 1-1458 (485 amino acids)
Biological process (GO): amino acid transmembrane transport
Cellular component (GO): membrane
Molecular function (GO): L-amino acid transmembrane transporter activity
Source: RefSeq, a predicted model, not a curated record
AUGUUCCUCAUUUUCAACAAGGUCAUCGGGACUGGAAUUUUCUCGACGCCGUCGGUCGUCUUCGCCUCGGCCGGGUCCGUAGGUGUUAGCCUCAUCCUGUGGCUCGUCGGCGCCAUCAUCGCCUUCUGCGGCCUCAGCGUCUUCCUCGAAUUUGGCCUCGCGAUCCCUCGCUCCGGCGGGACCAAGAACUAUGUCGAGCGGGUGUACCGCCGUCCUCGCUACCUUGCCUCGUGUCUCGUGGCGGCCCAUGUUAUUUUCCUCGGCUUCUCGUCCGUCAAUGCUCUCUCCUUCAGUCGCUACGUCUUGCGCGCCUCGUCCGGUCGCGAGUCGGACGGCUGGCAGGUCCGCGCCAUUGCCGUCGCCGUCGUCACGUUUGCCGUCGUCGUCCAUAGCGUUCUUCCGAAAUGGGGAAUAAGACUAUUUACCGUCCUCGGCGUCGUCAAGGUCGCUAUCCUGGUCUUCAUUGUCUUUUCUGGAUUCGCCGCCCUCGCCGGCCACCGGCGCGUACCCGACCCUCAUAACUUCGACGACAGCUUCGAGUCCGAAAGCGGCGGCGGAGCCUAUGCCUUCUCCAAAGCCCUGCUCAGCGUCAUCUACAGCUAUGGCGGCUGGGAGAGCUCGACCUACGUCAUGGGCGAGCUGAGGCGACCGGGCAAAACACUGGCUGUUGCUGCUCCCUUGGCCAUCGGCAGCGUCGCGACCCUCUACAUGCUCGCAAACGUGGCUUAUUUUGCCGCAAUUCCCAAGGCGCAGCUGGCCAAGUCCGAGGUUCUCGUGGCCGACGUUUUCUUCCGCAACAUGUUUGGCGACAGCGCCGCAUCCCGCGUCCUGCCUAUAUUCGUGGCGCUCAGCAACCUUGGGGGUAUCCUUGCCGCGAGCUUCGUAAACUCUCGCCUCAUCCAGGAGCUAGCCAAGGAGGGGCUGUUGCCCUUCAGUCGAUUCUGGGCCUCGACUAGGCCCUUCAACUCGCCGGCAGCGUCGCUCUUUUUGCAUUGGAUCGUAACUACUAUUGUCCUCUUCGCACCGCCAGGAGGGCCUGCUUACACCCUCCUCGUCAACGUGUCCGCAUACGCCAACGCCUGGGUCAAUGCCUCGGUCGCUGCUGGCCUCUUGUGGCUCCAACACAAGAAGUCGGAGCAGUGGAGCUCACCGUGGCAUACCUACCUCCCCGUGUCCUUAGCCUUUUUGUCGGUCAACCUGUUUCUCAUCGUCGCACCGUUCAUUCCGCCCCGGGAGGUCCGGAAACCUGGCGAGUACCCCUACUAUGUCUUUCCUAUCGUCGGGAUAGCUACGUUUUUCUUGGCCAUCAUUUACUGGGUACUGUGGAGAAAAUUGAUCCCCUACUGCAGCGGACAUAGGCUGGUCUCGGAGCGAACCUUUGAGAACCAAGUCGAAACUGUUCGUUAUCGCAAGCUUGCAGUCACCCACCGGUGGCCCCGAAGAGGAUUAGGAACCUAG